AUGACCAACGGCAGUGGCUGGGAGGCUGGCGUGUUUGGGGAGUGGCGGGGACUGGUUCGGCGCAUGCUCAGGGAGGGGCUGGACCUCGGGUGCGACAUCCAAGGCCGCCCUCGGCAGCUCUGGGCUCUCUGGGCUCGCCCGGUCCGCCUCACUGUCCGUCACCCGGGCCCUCUGAGGGAACUCAGCCAGGCAGUGGUCAGCCACCAGGAUGCCAAGACCUCUGCACUGUCCCCGCCCAGUGAAGCACCGGCUCGUCCCACUCCCAUUUGCUCUCUGCCCUUGUCUGCUUCCAUCCUCCCAAUAUACCAGCACCGGCCUCAUCUUCAUGAAGAUGAUGAUGAUGAUGAAGAGGGACAGGAGGAGCAGGAGGAAGAGAAGGAGCAGAAGGAGCAGGAGGAGGAGGAGCAGAAGCAGGAGGAGGAGCAGGAGGAGGAGGAGCAGAAGCAGGAGGAGAAGCAGGAGGAGGAGGAGCAGGAGCAGGAGCAGGAGGAGGAGCAGGAGGAGGAGCAAGAGGAGGAGCAGGAGGAGGAGGAGCAGCAGGUAGAGGAGCAGGUGGAGGAGCAGGAGCAGGAGCAGGAGCAGGAGGAGCAGGAGGAAAGCCAGCAUUGGAAACUACAGCACAACCCGCCACCCCUUCCCAUGGCCUUCUGUGAACCGCUCCAGACCAAGCACAGAGCCCGUGGCCGGUCAACGGAUGCUCUGCACCCUCCUGGCCUCUGUCAGCACCAUCUCGGUGCCGCCGCUCAUCCUUUCCUGCCACCCUGCCCUCGCCCUUCAUCCCUGCACAGAGCUCCUGCUUCCCAGCAUCCGUUUUCUCCUAAGCACCAUCCAGCUGGAUGCAAGCCCACUCCUGCAUGUGGCUCCUACACUAGACACCCGCAAUUCUGAAGGUCAGUUAGACUUCAAAUUCAUUAAAGAUCCAGGGGACACUCGACAUUUAUCUGGUGGCACACAAAGAACACCUGAUAAAAAGUUAAUUUAGGAUGGAAUGACUAGAAGCCCUUGCCUGCGAAUGGAACGCUGAUGGAGAAACCCUGAAGUUAAGGGUGGGCAACUUUAUGAAGAAAAGAUGUUUAUCUAGCUCACAGCUCUGGAGGUUCAGGGCCCUGGCGCAGCACACCAUGGUGGGUGGCAUUGCAAGGGUGGCAGUGUGCGAGAGGUGCCGGAAGCCAGACAGGGGGCUCCCCCAGCAGGGCCCACAUCUCAGCGGUCCUCAUGGGCACGGCGAGGACCACACACCCCACCCAAGCCACGGCAGCAUCUAACUGCAGAAGACAUCAUCAGAGGCCGAGAGAGCCAGUCACCCCGCCAGGAGGCGUUCUGGCCCAGAGGGGACAGCCCCACUGCAGUGGCAGAGGCCCAGGGGGAGGCUCCUCCUGUGGACCCCGGUGCUCUAGGAGGCCUGGGAAUCCAGUUGCCCAUGUGUAGAUCUGCACAGCUGGGACCCGACCUCAAGAUGAUGAUAUCUGGGUCACUGAGUUCUUUUCCACCUCAAAGAAAAUGACGGCAGGUCUCUUAGGGCUUGGCUGGUAUAAAUCCAUCUGCACAGCAAUGACAAUGCUCUGAAGCGAUUCAUUUUGCUGCGUGUCAGGGCUUGUCUCACACUUAGUGUCUCGGGAUGGGGCAGGAUCUGUGACCACCCUGGCUCAGGGCCAGGGGACUCAGGCUCAGGGAGACUGCCGUGUGACUAAGCCAGAGGCAGAGAGGGGUUUGAACCAAGGGCCCCGACUCUGAGGCCUGCUCGUCACCUCUGGGCAUCCUAACACUGCCCUGUCUGGAGCCAGCCCCAAGUCACGUGUGCCCGAAGUCACACGGCUGCUCUGAGCUGAGCAUGGCUGGCGCCAAGGCAGCGCUGCACACCACUGCUUCUUUUGGGCACUUGUUUGCUCGUCCAGUAGCUCCCAGCCCCCGAGGGAAAGGACCCACUCCCUCAUUUCUGUCUGCGCAGCUCCUGCAGUGCCCAGCGCAGAGGGAGCCUUCACAUCUCUCAGUUCAGCGGAAUCCUUCAGGUGGGGACCCACAGGUGCCCGGCCUGUCCCAGCCUGGAGACCUCGGGUUUGCAGCUCAGCCACAGUAGCUUCAUGACAGGCUGCGGAGUGCGCAUUCUGCUCACAAAGUGUUCUUUUCUUCACAUAGCGUGGGCCUCGACAGGUGGGAUGCAAACCCAGCACGGAGCUAUGCAGUUUCUGUGGAGCACAGUUUUGCAUUUAGGAAUCUGAGUUUUCGGAAACUCAGUGCCAGGAGUGGAGGUGAGCCGAUCCCUCUGGUUGCCUCUUCUGGGUCUAGUUGUCCUGGGACAGUUUCUCAAAAGGGAAGAAAGUUACCAACCUGCCUGGUGGCUAUCAGUGGUGGGUGGGUUUGUUCCUCAGGGCAAACAUGGUACUGCCUGGAGAUACCUGUGGUUGUCAUAGGAGGGCCGUGUGCAUGCUACCUGUGUCCAGGGGGAGAGGCCAGGCCCUGCUGUACAUCCUACAACACAGCACACCCAGCAGCUUGGCCUGGCCAGCCCACACGCCACCUGCACCUGGGCUGACGAAUCCGAUCACCACGCAGCCCCACAUAUGCCUGCCCAGAGGUUUUACGGAGGAAGCUCUGCCUAACAAUUAAAUUAGGUUUCAUGAGAUUUUGUGCCCUGAGAGCAGCAGAGAUCAUCGGGGGAGGAACAAAGCCAGAGCAAGACCAUGGUAGUUCAGAAGCACAUUUGGAAACAAGGCUUUGAGGCGAAGGUCCAGGACCUCUUUCCACAAACCCAGCUGCAAAACAUUAAAAUACAGAUUCCUAGGCCUCCCACAAGCUGGCUGAAGUGGGCACCGUGUGGGAGGGUAGCGGAGUCUGCAUUUUUAGGUAACUCCCAAGUGAUCUGGAUGUAGGUUAACAUUUUCUUCCACUUCCCAGAGGUAGGGUGGAGCAGAUGGGCCACAUGCACGGUGGUUUUUAAAAAGUUAAGUUGCACAUUCUGGCACGAGUUCUCCAACUUUAGUAUCUGUACUGCAGCCCCGUGAGCUGCCCUAGGCAGCACCAAAUGCUCUGCUCAGCAGUUCACAAAACCGCUUGUGAGUUGCAGGAUCUUUCGAAGCAGCAG
Heterocephalus glaber (naked mole-rat) is the source of this 3082-nucleotide messenger RNA. RefSeq lists its product as uncharacterized. NCBI's taxonomy places the organism in Eukaryota, Metazoa, Chordata, Mammalia, Rodentia, Bathyergidae. The record is from RefSeq and is a predicted model, not a curated record.